UUAGCAGGGAGCCCACUGCGGAGGCAGAGGGAGCCGAAGGGAACCAGGAGUCCCGAAGCGGGUUUUAGUGUCUUGUGGGCUAAACAGUUUGUUCGCGUUUUCUUCCCUUCGCCUUCAGAAGCUCCUUGGGGAUCUCUGUACCGGGAGGGCGGGGAUGGGGAGCACCGAGAGUACUGCCCGCAAGGUGUCCUUCGGAAUGGACGAGGAGGAGCGGGUGCGGGUGCUGCAGGGCAUCCGGCUCUCUGAAGAUGUAGUUAACCGCAUGAAGGACUCCUCUGCAUCAUCAAGGGUGCAGCAACCAUCUCCUGCAUCACCACCUCCCACUUCGACAUCUACUUCACCACCUGCUGCUUCACCAGCUCAUGCUUCAUCACCUCCUCCUUCAUUGUCUCAUGCUUCAUCUUUUGCAUUUGGCUCUUCUGAAGGCAAGUCAAAGCGUCCUAGGACAGACCCUAAACCACCCAAAGCUGAGAGCCAGAGUAGCAGGCAGCCCUCUGAAGCAGAAGAGGAUCUGUACAGGAGAUAUGAACAAGAACAGGCUAUGGUGCAGGAAGAGCUGCUUCAGCUGGCGAAGAGAGAAAGGGAGGUGGCCAGGGAGCACCUGAAGUCAUCCCUUCCCCGGGAAAAGAGUGGCACAAACCAGGAGAAGCAAAGAUCAGCACAGCUGGCCAAGGAACUGGAAGGUGUAGAGGCAGAGCUAAGACGCCGUGACAUUUUCUAUAGGGAGCAAUUGGGUCGCAUUGAAAGAAAGAAUGCUGAAAUGUACAAACUGUCAUCACAACAAUUCCAUGAAGCAGCUACUCGGCUGGAGGAAACGAUAAAACCUCGAAGGGUGGAUCCAGUGUGCUCCGGCCUUCAGUCACAGAUUCUUCGCUGCUACAGAGACAACCUUCAGGAGGUGCUCAAGUGUUCAGACCUGGUCAAAGCCUACCAACACUGCGUGAGCACAGCCCAGAAGGUAGGUCCAGUGGCACUGCAUUGGGAUCACAUGGUUCCUUCAACCACUGCCUUUUUCCUGGGAGACUGCCCCAGGUCUUGUCCAGACCCUAACAUGAGCAUCCCCAGCCUUUUGGGAGUGAAGAACAUAACACGUUAAGCUGCAAGAUAGAGAAGGGAGUUGGAGAUACUAUAAGAACACUGAGUUUAGAGUCAGAAUGGCUGGCCCAUCCUUGUUACUUGAUUGAUCUUUUACUUUUACUUUAUAUGACCUUGGACUUCCCAUCUCUGGGCCUCAUUUUUCCUCUUCUGUAAAAUGGAGAGAUUGAACAAAAUCUUCAGGCUCUAAAUUCUGUGAUUAAGGUAACAUCUGUGACCAUAGCCAUGUGAUAGGCAGUGGGAAGAGAAGCUGCUACUAAAUUAUGUUAUAAGGAGAAAGAAUUAGUGGAAUACUGAUAGGGAAAUUAUGGAGGCCACUUCCAGCAUUUGGGGUUUAACACCUUUUGUCCACACCUUACAGAAAAUGCCAAAUAGGUUUCCAACCACUCUCCCUCCCCCCCCCCCCAAUCUGUGGGUUCUUCCCUUGGGCCUGAAGUGCCAUAAGGCCUCAAAACCAUAAAAUGAUAAUGGAUAGCAGCCUUCAUCCUACUCCUCCCACCAGUCUUAUAGCCAAUGGAUUAUUAGGCUAGUUUUCAAAUAGUCUUGGGACCUAGAGACUUCUUUGUAGCUCAUCAGUAUUUCAGACCUGGGAAGUGGGAUGUUGUCAGAGCCCCCUGAGAGCCUGCUAUGUUAGCUCGAUCACAAUUGGGAGAUCAGGGACCUCUGCCAAGACCUCUGAGGUUACCCUUCCCAUACAAUAAAAGCUUCUCCUCGAUGAGUGCUAAAGGGAGAUGCAAGGUCAGAGAAUUGUCUCGGAUUCCAUCCCAUUCCUCUCCUCAGGUGUUUUGCCUCUAUUAAAAUCUGUUCCUCUGCUGCAUCUAGGCCAGCAGGAGUGUAAUUCUGCAAAACCCAGACUCAUCAAGGGAAACCAAGCUUCUUCCUACAUCAGGGCACCAGGAUGGAAAUUAAUUCUAGGGCUAGCAGGGAAGCAACUCUGGGCAUCCUCUUAGAGGAAGAAGUGGUUCUCUACAGGGUCCUCAUCAGAGAAGGAGAAGGAGAUUUAAGACCAAGACUUUGAUUUGAUUUCUAUAAGGAUUUCAAGUCCAAUGAAGGCAUGUUUUUAACCCGUAUGGCCUGAUUUUAACUCAUUUCCUACCCAGAUAACCAGAAUACUCUCAUAGUCUGAGCAGCAAACAACUUAUGAAGGACUGAAAUUUCUCUAGUUUAGGGAGCCCCUUGUCAUCUGUUGUGAUAUUUGCCCCCUACCUAAUAUAUCCCUUUUUAUUCAGAUUUUUCUCCUGCAAGAUCCCUUCUCUUAAAAACACACACACACACACACACACACACACACACACACACACACACACACACACACACACACACACACACACACACAAACUCUUACCUUCCAUCUUAAAAUCAGUACUGUGUAUUGGUUCCAAAGCAGAAGAAUGAUUAGGACUAGGCAAAAUGUGUGUCAAAUGAUUUGACCAAGGUCACAAAGCUAGGAAGUAUUCUAAGACCAGAUUGGAACUCAGGACCUCCCUUCUCUACCACUGAUUCAGCUAGCUGUCCCACCCCCCCAUCCUAUCAAACAAAUACAUUUCUCCCUUGUCUUUCUCUUCUGCUUGAGGGCCUGCCACUCCUCUCUGCACCAUCCCUUCCUGACUCAGCAAAGAUCUUUGGCCUCCACUUAGUAUCUUAAAUGAAAAGCUCUUAGAGUUAGUUUUUAGAAGAGAAGAUUUUCAUUCUUGCAUCAGUGCAGGGACAAAGGGUGAAGGCUCACUUGUCCUCCCCACAGAGAAGCCCAUUUUCCCAGGCUGGAGAGCCAGCUGCUUUGUGUUAUUCCGUGUGGUGACCAAGGUCAAAGCAGUUCUUGGCUGAAGCAAGUCAUUCUGUGUCAAAGUUCCUAUCUGGAACCAGAUCUCUUUAGCAGCCAAAAGGUUUCCCUUGAACUAAGUUUUCAGUGAAUGUUGAGACACCUGAAAGCCCCUGGAAUCUCAUGGGCCCCCCCUUACAGUUCAAAGGCCACAAGAACCAAACGCAGAUGGGUUUGGAGGGAGGAGCUUGUAUCUGUCAGGGCCUCUCCUGGUGGAGAGCGGACUGCCAUGGACCAUCCUGGCCAGGGCAUGCACUUCACCUCCAUGGUGGUGAGGGGAGAGAACAUUUUCUCUCCUACUAAGAGUGGAAUCUGUUUGCUUAAUUUUAAGUCUAACAUGAAACAAGCUUGCCAACCAUCCCUGAAGAUCUUCAACAGACGGAGAUGGGAAAAAUUGUCAGGCUGUAUUAGACCAAAUGGUGUAAGUCCUGGUGGAAUUUUUUUUUAUCCUUCCUAUUUACCAAGAAGGUCUUUGUAUGUCUGCAAAUCAGUAAGCUUAUAACUUUAAUUAAAAGCCCUUUUCCUCCUACCUCCCAUCUUCCCACCCACCCCCCCAAUCCCCAGACCUGCAGGAUAUUUCAAGUCCCUAACUAAUUCUUGGCAUAUAUGAUUUCUUAUUUGGGGAAAUGCUAUACUAAGGGAUCCUGUUGUCCAGCUGUCUCAACUCCUAGCCCCCAGCUCUGGAUGUUUUCUUCUCUCUCUCUCUCUCUCUCUUCUACAAAUCAGGCUUUUAGCUUUGGGGGAUUGGGGUAGCAUUUGGGGAGGGGGAGGGUGUUGACUUUCUUCCCCUAGCAGAGUAUAUCUUUAGCAAACACAUUUACCAAUACAUCUUUAUUGCACCAAGUACAGGCAAAAUGUGAUUAUGAAGGAAGACAGAUUGCAUUAAACUUCAGCCUGCUUUCUGCAACCAGCCUGCCCAAGAGAGGUGCUGGGAAGCUGCCAGGCCUAACUCCCCCCACCCCUUCCCACCCCCGAUGUUAUUAAAGAGUAAAUUGGAGGCUGAACAACUGGCAACAGCAGAGGCCAAUGAAGAAUCCAACUGAGUUUGAGAGUGUAGUGUGUGGGGAAUGCAUGUUAAACCUAAAGCCUUCACUAUCUCAGGAUCCAAUGAUUCUGGCUAUACAGUGUGUUUGUGUGUGCAUGGCUGAAAACAUCCUCUCUGCCCCUACCAAUGAGUGUCCCAGAAGACUUGGUGGCUAGGGUGCUCAAGUGUAUGUCAUGGAUUUUCUGGGAGCAGUAGCCAGGUGGCAGAAAAAUCAUCAUGGGUUUGUAUUUAGGGUAAGUGGGGUAGAGGCCCAGCCAUUGCUCAGGUAGCUGGAAAACAGAGAUAAUACCUUCACACUCCAAGGGUUCUUGGGUAUUUUCUGAGGCCCCACAAACAGGACUCAAACACCCGCACAUCAGAUGUGCAAUCAGAGCCCAGAGGCAUGUGCAUGUAUAUGGAUGUGGAGAGUUUCCUGGCUUGAGUUUGGGCUCUCCAUAGAUUUUUAACAAGGAAAAACCUGAUUUUUAUGAAAAUCACAUAUGAGUGAACAUUCUCCCUGAGUUAGUUUCUACUAGAAAAUUCUGUUUUUAAAGAAGUAAAGGAUAAAGGUAAGAACUCUACAUGACACUGUUAAUGGAAGUGAAUUUUUUUUGAGACACGUUUGUACACAAGGUAUCUAUUAAGACCCAGUUGUAGACAUGGUUUUUUCAUUUGUUUUGGGCUAGGUUUUGGCAAGGACCUAACUCAUAAUUGAUAAAGUUAUUUUAAAUGCUGAAUCUAAUUUCAUACCCCACACUUAUUGGGUAUUUAGUUCAGCACUAUACCAGGCCCUAGGAAUCUAAAGGCAGAAAGGAAACAGUCCAUGCCUACAAAGAGCUGGCAUUCUACUGGGAGAGGCCCUAAUGAGAUACAUGAUUAGGUGUUUUCUGGCUUAUUAAAAAUAAUUUACUAAGUAGCUACAGGAGCCACUGAUUUUUAAUCUGACCAAUAUUUCUUUCCCUUAAAAAAUAAGAAUUUUCAUCAAUAAGAUGAAAAAAUCACCCAUUCUUAAAGAAAGUAGGAUUUCUGUCUUUAUACCCUCAGUUAGGAACCAACAGAUCCUAUUCAACCUUGUAGUUUUGUUUCUUAGAUGAUAGAAUCAUAAAGUAUAGCCCAUAUAGUCUAACCCCCUCAUUUGCAGUUAGGAAAAUAAGGCCCAUAAAGGUUAAAUGCCCAGCUCAGGGUUACACAAGGAGUAUUGAGCAGAGGGAGAAUGUUCAUGUAGGGCCUCUGGCUACCACACCAGACUUCUUCCCACUGAACCAUGUUGCCUGCUAGUAUGAUUUAUCCCACCAGCACUAGGCUUCAGAUCCUGGAUCAGAGAUUUUUAGAAUUGGGGCAGACCUACAGAGAACCUCCCUUUCAAUCCCUGCCUUCAAUUCAAUCUUCUCUAUUUAACAUGAGUAGGUGCUAGGGAUACAAAAACAAAAUAGUCCCUGUCCUCAAGGAACUUGUACUCUUCUGGGUAAGUAUUUGGAGAUUCUCCAUUUUUCUAGAAAAGGUAGCUAAGGCGUGUACAGAAUGGUUCACUGAUUUGUUCAUGUUCACACAGAUAGCAAGUAGCGUUAGAGAAACAAAACCCACUUUCUCAUCUUUCAGUAGAGGUACCAUGUCCUUUCAAGACAAAAAAAAAGGCGAGCAUUUUAGUACAAGGACUUCUUGAAUGAAUUUCUUGUAUUCACUUCAAAGUCUCCACAAAGAUUUCUAUAAUAGAAUAUUGUGUUCCCUUGUGGACAGAUGCCACAUAUGAAGAAAGGCAUUGACAAACCAGGAUGGCAAAAGGCUAGAAACCAUGACAUAGGAUCAAUCAAAGGAACUGGAGGUGUUUAAGGAGGAGAGAAGUUAGGAGAGGGAAAGAUGUCAAUCACUUCUAUCAUAUAAGUAAAGGCUUUCAGAUGGAAGAGUGGGCAAGUUUAUUUGGUAGGGCUACUCAGAGGAGGGUUGGGAGGCCCUUUCAUCAGGGGCAAUAUAACCAACCACCUUUCGAGAUUCUACAAAGAAUCCUUUGGUCAAGGGGUCUUAACCAGGAAGCCAUGAGUUUGGUUUUUUUUUUUUUAAUUAUAUAUAUGUAAUUUUUUCUAUAUAUGUAUACAUAUGGUAACCUUUGUUUACAUAGAAUUGAUUUCCUUUGUAACCCAUGUAUUUUAAAACAUCAUUCUAAGAAGAAGUCAUAGUCUUCACUAGACUGCCCUAUGGGUCCAUGACACAACAAAAGGUGAAGGACCCACUCCUGGACUAGAUAAUCAGCUUCUAAGAUUCCUUUCCACUUCUGAGGAUUUGUGACUCUGAAUUGGACAGUGGAGCCAGUACCAGCUAGGACUUGUAGACCCCAUUCCUAACUCAAUUACACCAGAGAAUUAGAACCUAGAAGUUGGAAUCCCAAGUCUACCAUAGUGCUUAGCUGUGUGAUCUUGAACAAAAAUUACAACUUCUGAGGACCCCAUUUUCCUCAUUUUUUAAAAUGAAGAAGUUGAACUAAAUGGUCUAUAAGGUCCCCUUAAACUCAAUUUUCCAUAAUUCUAGGAACCCCUUUGUCCUCUUAGGUAUUAUUUUCUCCAAAAGUUGUGUGAGCAGAUUGAGAUUGUAAACAGUCACUUCUUCAUUGAAAAUCAGUAUGAUAUAGUGGGUAAAAGGUUGGCUUUGGAGUCAGAAAGGCCUGUGAAUUCAAGUCCUUCCCUCAUAUAUUGACUGUGUGACUUUAGAUAAAUCUCUUAACUUCUCAGGGCCCCAGGCAACUCUUUAAAUUGCAGAUCUGCAUUAAUAGAAAUUGUUUCUUUACCAGUAAUUCCCUAUAUCAAAAGUAUCUAACAUGUACCCACAACAGUCUUAAACAUGAUCAGAACUAGAUUCAACUGUAAUUGGAAAAUAUUUAGCAAAAUAAAUAAAAAUGCCAUAAAACAUGGGUAACUUCAUCUUAAAUCUAAGUCAAUCUGUGAACCACAGGGAUUCUUUGUUAAGCCUCUAUUUCUGUUUUUCUAAGGGAGAUCUGUAAGUGACCAUAGGGCUACCCAAACACUGCCAGCUUCUCCCCAGUCAGGCCCAGGCUUGGUCCCUGCCAACAUCCGUGUACAUCAGUAGCAGUGUCCUACUCCAUACAGCAUGACUGAGCUGUAACAUGACUUUCAUUUGUAGGGCUGAAGAGUGACAGUCUUUCCUGGCAUGGAGAGAACCCAGCAGCAGCAGGCAUACUCCAGUGAAGUUACCACUUACAGGACCACAGAUCCCUGGUUCAUCGCCAACAUUUCCAGCCAUUCACCAAUAUGUGACCAAGAAACACCACUAUGCUUUGGGUUUAUCAUAGUUAAAGUGACAUGUUAAAAAAAAAAAAGUAUAUGUUCACAACUGCCCUGAGGAAAUAAAGCAAAUGUCUUUGUUUUCAA
Messenger RNA from Monodelphis domestica (gray short-tailed opossum), 7318 nucleotides. Lineage: Eukaryota; Metazoa; Chordata; Mammalia; Didelphimorphia; Didelphidae. The record is from RefSeq and is a predicted model, not a curated record.